GGGUCGCCGUGACUUGCAGCCCGCGGGCGCCGUGGGGCGGGCGCAGGGUGCGGUGGGGCCGUUGGUGACCGUCCAAGCCUGCGGUAGAUGGUGAGCCCUGCCUUCGCUGCCCAGACGUAAGAAAAGCGCACUGUCCGUCCAGAAAGUUGAAAUAAAAGGACCAUCAUGAAAAAUAUCUCAAAGAGAAGAUAUUUUUAAAAAGGUGUUUGGCAUUUCCCCUGCUUGCACUCACUCUGUCCUGCUGCCCUGUGAAGAAGGUGCCUGCUUCUCCUUUGCCUUCUGCCAUGAUUGCAGGUUUCCUGAGGCCUCCCCAGCAAUGCAGAACUAUGUCAGAAGAGAUGGAUAACAUUACAGCUGAAGAAAUUAUAGACAAGCAUCUCCAAAAAGAUGUAGAUGCAGAAGAAAAUCAAAAUGUAGUAAAGACGUUGAGAGGCAAAGUGAGAGAAAAGCUAAAAAUUUCUAAGAUUAAUAAAGGUAAAAAAUCUUCAACUGAGCAGCUCAUUGAUAGCAAAAUAUAUCAAAGGUCCAAGUUGUCUCCACAGACUGAAGUCUCAUUGGAUGAAAGUCUUUCAUUUUUCAUUCUGAGUGGUGAAGAAGGUUCAGCUUUGGGCAAGUCUUCAGAGCAGCAGAGAGCAGUAAACCAUAGUUAUCCCAAAUGCUUUUCACUUGGUGUUGAUUUACAAAAUGUUGCUGAGAGUGAAGAUGAAGAGUUUAUGAAAGAAUUCAUUUUGACAGAUUUACUCAAAGUAAAAGCUGCUGACUAUGAAUAUGAUCAAGAACAAAUAAAAAAACAGAAGGCAAAUAUUUUUGUACCAAGUAGUUCUCCAGUGGUCAACCAGCGCAAACUACCAAAAGAUAUGAUGCCACGUAUUUUAGAAGAUGAAGGAUUCUAUAUUCAGAGAAAGCCAGAAAUAUAUAAAAAGACCUGCAACAAAAUGGAAAAUCGCCUGCUUAAACUAGAAGAGGGAAAAUGUUGGUUUGGAGAAAGUGGAGAAAUAAUGUCAUUACCUACACCUAUUAAACAGUCAUGGAAUUUCAGACUAAACGUAAGGAAGGAACCUUUAAAUCCAUUACUUAAGACCAUAUACAGGAAGGCAGUAAAAUAUGACCUGGGAAGUUCAUUUAUGAACAAAAUGGAAGAUCCAAGGGAAAUAUACCAAUUAGACCUCAACAUUGUGGGUUUGCAAUUCAGCCAUCAUCAUCUCUUCAAUCAAGAACAAGUAUUAUGUGCUAGGCUUCUCCAACUUUAUGAAUGUUUUCAAGACAGGCAGCAACAGAAUGUAUCUCAGCUGCUUUAUGAGAAGCUGAAAGCACUGACAGAUGCUACCAAAUUGUCAAAUGAAAAUUCAGAAAUAAACCAGCUGACCAGAAAAUCUUUACAAGAUAAUUAUUGGCAAAUAAGUAAUACAAAACAGAUGUAUGACUUAGAAAGGGGAAAGGACCUCUCCCUACUACGCAGUAUAUUACAAACUUGGAAACAGAUUAAAUCUCUUCGACAUGGGCAAGGGUUUACGAGCACCCCAAUAAAGUUACAGGUUCAGAGGAUUAAAAUGAAUAAAUGUGAUGAACAAGAGCAAAUCUCAGAAAUGUCUGAAACUGAGAAGAAAAAUGAAGGAAAAGAACUUAAGAAUGGGAAAAAACAGGAGAGCCUCUCAUAUCUAGCUUCAGACGAAACAGAAAUUGAAAGAAUAAAGCCAAUUACCUUGAGGCCACAACUUUCUUUCACUGCAGAAUUAACAAGCUUAUCCAAGUGUCCAUUGCCUAUGGAUCCCAUCUCCCUUAAAGAGGAUAUGGCAACUUAGAGUACUAGGUCUAAUUUUUCAACAUCUCUAUCCCAUGGCACACUUGGUACCAGUCCAUCUUUGAGUAUUGGGAAUGUGCAUCAUUUAGCAGUGUUGGAACAUACUGGGUAAUCAAUAAAUGUUUAUAUUUAUGAAAUGAAUGAAUGGAUGAUUACAUUAACAACCAAAAGAGCAGCAGAUACAAAGUCACAAUUAUCACCACCUACUUACUGACCAGAGAAGUGCAGCAGUGGAGAAAUCCUUUAUUUGUUCUGUACCGUCUUCCAAAAAGGGCCUGAGAUAUUUUAUUAUGUAGGACACCCAUAAAAAAAGACUAUCUAAACAAGGGGAAGAAUACAGGAGCCAUAAAAUGGAAGUUGGAGGGAGAGAGAAGAAAGAGGAGGAAGAAGAUAUUUGUGCUGGAAAAACUAGACUAAAAUUUAGUGGAAGUCAAGGCAAAAGGAUAUAUGGUGUUUUAUAUCUUUGCAAAGCCAUUGCCAUCCAAUAGCAUUGCUGUCAUCUAUUUCACACACCCAAUUGAAUAAAAACUCAUUCUCCAGAAAAGAAUAAUAUGUCGAUAUAGAGGAUAGAAGUGAAAAGAAUACAGAGAUUAGAGAAGAAUUAAAAAGAGUUUACUGGUGAAGAGAAAGGCAAGAUUUCCUGAAGAUAAUUAUAACCCUGAAUCAACAAAUUUUUAUAAUCAAUUCAUGAACUCAUUGUUAAAACUACUUUUAGAGGGCAACAGAAAGGGUAACUUUUACUUAGAUAUUUCUUGAAAGGUAAUUGGGAAUAUGGUCAAAAGACGCCAACAGGGAGAUAAGAAUAGGUAAUCUUUUGUCUCCUAACUCUUUGAGAAGGUUACAGAGUUGGACAGGUAAUAGGGCAGGGACAUACUGGGCUCAUAGGGUGAUUAGAUUGGGGAGCAGAAGGGGAUUUUAUGUUUCAACUUAGGGUUUGUCUUCCACCCAGCCUUCUCCCUUCUGAAAAAGAGGGUCAAGUCUUAAACAUCAUUAGGUCAGUUCUCUUGCAGCUAGGAAGAUAUUCAAUAAACAUUGGUUGAGUGAAUUAAACAAUGAAUGAAAGACUCUAGGAGUUUUAUAUCAGUCAAGGGAUCAACUUAUGCCUCAACAAGUGUUUCCCCCAGGGAAGUAACCUGGCUUGCUCCUUUGAUCUUUGGCUCAGAGAUAGAGUGGCUUCCCCACUGUCCUAGAGAAAAGGAGUACACAGCCUAAAGCUUAAGGUAAUUUACAAAGACCUUUAAGAGGACACAGCAAGCCUGUUGCCUUAGAGCCACAUCUUUAAAAUUAUUGACAACAUGGUGUGUGGAGGGUUGUGUGUUUGUGUAUAUAGUCUAUGUGUAUGUCUUUUUAAAGUUAGGAAAUAUUUUUAAAUUCUUGAUUCAACCUCCCCUCCCCAUUCCCAAGCCCCUCAGUUUUUUCCUCUCGUAAGACAUCUGGUAGAUAUGUGCUGUAAUCUCUUUAAAUUGUAAUUUAGUAAAAUAAUAGCUGAAUGAUUUAUAGCACCUUGAUUUUAGUUCUUCUGUUUUUGAAUACAUAUUUUGAGUACAUCUCUUUCAUUAAAAACAUUUGACUGGAAAGAAGAAAUUUUUAUCCACAUGUAGACAAGUGUUAUUUGAUGUAAAGAUAACAUUUGUCCUCUGAAAUUAUCUUCUGUUUAACAUGCUAAUAUACGUUUUGAAAGAACAAUAUGUUAUGUCUAUUGUACUUUUUAAGGGUGAUUUAA
Messenger RNA from Symphalangus syndactylus (siamang), 3524 nucleotides. Its product is annotated as protein CC2D2B homolog. Gene Ontology annotation, biological process: non-motile cilium assembly; protein localization to ciliary transition zone. The record is from RefSeq and is a predicted model, not a curated record. Gene Ontology annotation, cellular component: ciliary transition zone. NCBI's taxonomy places the organism in Eukaryota, Metazoa, Chordata, Mammalia, Primates, Hylobatidae.